AUGAGCAAAAUCAUUAAUAUAGACGAUAAUACCACAGCGCACAAUGGAGGCCAAAUAACAUUAGUAUCUGUUUCUCCUAAUGGUAAAUAUGUAAUCACGUAUAGCAGCAAAGAUCGUUCAAUUGAAGGAUGGAUUGUCAAAGAAAACGAUUCUAAACUUGCCCCUCUAAAACGAGACUUUGAAUGUACAUCAAAACAUGUCAUCUCUUCAGGCGAAAUAUUUGAAGAAGUCUUAUCGGCCCAAGAACGCAAAGUAAUUAUUAAGGAUAAUAAAAUAUGGGCCAUUUAUCCAGAUUUAUUAUAUCAAUGGGAUUUGAAUAUAAUUCAAUUCGAAUUUAGUUAUUCGCUUAAAUUUGACGGCAAAGACGUUGAAGAUAUUAUAUUGAGAGAAAAUUUAAUCUUGAAAUCUUCGAUUGAAGUAUUAAACAAUUAUUAUCUUUUGGCUUUUAAUUUACCCAAUAUAAACGAAAAACAAGAUAUAAGCCUACAUCACAUAACUGAAAUUAAAAAACAACCUGUUGAUGAAGAUGUAUCAAAGAUUUUUAAUGAUAAUAGUUUCAUUCUUUAUGAAUAUAGUUCAGAAUCAAAGAAGGCAUUUGGAUUAGUCAAUGGAAAAACCUCAAGUUCCGAAAUUAAUUUAACCAAGAUAAAUUGGCGUACCAUUGAUAUGGAGUAUGGUUGGAAUAAUUACUUGUGCCAAACUUCCGAAAAUAAUUACAAUGAUACUUUGGUCUUUCCUGAUAUGGACAAAAUUAAAGCUAUGGUUUCAAAUCGAGAUAAUACAAGAUAUACAAAAGAUCCUAUAUUCAUAAAUUUCAAUAAUCAAGAAUAUAAAUGGAGAAUCGAUCAGAAGAGUAAAGUCAUCGAAAUUUAUGAGCCUCAAAAUGAAGUACCAUGUUCAACAAAAGUGUUGGAGCAAGUUGAUUGUUUUUGGAAAAUUCUUGAUAAUAAUUCAUUAGCUUUAUGCCAUUCUAUAGAUCAAUAUCGAUAUAUAACAAUAUACAAAUAUGAUGACAUUAAUAAAAGUAUUAAAACCCAUUAUUUUUACUUUGAUGAAGAUCUAACUGUUGAAAAUUUUUCUGGACCUAGCUUACCAAUGAUAAAUUUUAAAGAAUUUUUUAAACAUCUCUCUAAUUAUAAAAAACAUAAUUUUCUUAAAUCUUUAUUUGAUGAAUGGUUAAAAAACAUUAUCGAGGAUGAUAAAUGUCUUGCAAAAUAUGGAUCAAUUUUAUUAUCAGGUUUAAUCAAUCAAAAGUCAACUGAAUAUGCAGAAAUGAUUUACUUCUUAAAGAAGAUCCAAAAAGAAAUCUGA
Molecule: messenger RNA, 1311 nt
Organism: Funneliformis geosporum
Lineage: Eukaryota; Fungi; Glomeromycota; Glomeromycetes; Glomerales; Glomeraceae
Source: the annotation of a GenBank genome assembly